Messenger RNA from Carassius carassius (crucian carp), 5439 nucleotides. RefSeq names its product ophiophagus venom factor-like. The transcript has 41 exons. The record is from RefSeq and is a predicted model, not a curated record. The coding region runs from base 1 to 5244 and encodes 1747 amino acids. Gene Ontology annotation, molecular function: protein binding; endopeptidase inhibitor activity. Lineage: Eukaryota; Metazoa; Chordata; Actinopteri; Cypriniformes; Cyprinidae. Gene Ontology annotation, cellular component: extracellular region.
AUGACAGUGUUGUGGGUUAGUGGGAGGGAUAUUUGGGGUAUUUCAGCUCUCCUGCUGUUGUCUCUGACAUACUGUGAGAGUUUAGUCCAGCAGGACGAUGCUCUUUCCACUGCUGUUAUGGACGGCAUUGCUCUGUCACAUCUCAGAUGUGAUCUGGUCAUCGACCAUUCUCCUACGUUUUCUGUUUUAGCUCCAGCAAGGAUAAGACCUGGAACAAAACAAGGAAUCCUUCUGGAAGGUCACAAACUGUCCCAGGCAGUAGAAGUCUCCAUCACGAUCCAUGAUUAUCCAGCCUCCCAAACUUCCUUAAUGACGGGCUCUGUUAUCCUCAAUUCAGACAACAACUACAGCGCCCUCAAAACCAUCGAGAUUGAUCCCAAUUUGCUUCAAUCAGAUGGAAAGAAGAAAUAUGUGAAGCUAGUUGCUAAGUUUGGUAGUUACCACCAUGCAGAAAGAGUAUUAAUGGUCUCAUUUCGCUCUGGAUACAUCUUCAUUCAGACUGAUAAACCGGUUUACAACCCUGGAGACACAGUGCGUUGCAGAGCUUUUGUGUCUGAUGCUGAAUUCCAUGCUGCUGAGAGGACAAUUUCUCUGGAGAUUCAGAAUCCAGACGGUAUUGCAGUAUAUGGUAUGUCCAGAGCCAAAGCAAUCGACGGGAUACUUUCUAACACCUACCCCCUCUCAUCUGUAGUCAAAGAGGGCAAGUGGAAAGUGGUUGCAAAGUUUGAUCAGGGAAAAGAAAACAUUUUCAGCCGAGAGUUUGAAGUCAAGAAAUAUGUGCUCCCGGCAUUUAAUGUCACUUUGUCUCCAAAGACAUCCCACCUCAGACUAGAUGCAGAAAAGCUGGAGGUAGAAAUAACAGCCAGGUAUCUUUAUGGUGAACCAGUGAAAGGUGUUGCAUAUGUGCUGUUUGGUAUUGAAAUUGAUGGUGAAAAGAAGAGACUCACAUCUAUGAAGCAACUAAAUGAUCUGAAUGGAGGAAAUGUUAGUUUGACUAUGGAAGAGAUAAAGAGAGCCUAUCCAGACACAAACAGCCUACUGGGGUCUUCGGUGUACGUCAAAGCAUCAGUAUUGACCAGCUCAGGUAGCGACCUUGUGGAAGCAGAGAAAUCUGGUAUUAAAAUAGUAAUGUCACCCUACGUGCUCUCCAUCAGGGACACACCAAAGUAUUUCAAACCUGGCCUGCCGUUAAGCAUGACGGUUACUGUGAGUGACCACGAUGGAUCUCCAGCCCGUAAUAUUCCUGUUAAAAUCAAAUUUUUUGAAAGCCCAAUCACCGCACACAGCGGCACCAUCAAAGUCUCCGUCAACAUGCCUGAAAUGUCUAGCUCACAGAUACUCAAAGUGGAGACAGCAGAUCCUUCACUGAAACCAGAACAGCAGGCCAUUCAAGAGAUGAGUUUGGAGCCAUAUGCCUCUUUUAAUCACUACAUGAACUACUUGCACAUCUCAGUGGGCGGCAGUCGAGUCGUGGUGGGUGACACACUCAACAUCCAAGCUCACAUCAAAUCUACUUCAUCACAACAAAAAAAACUUGUGGAGCACCUAACAUAUGCCGUCUUAAAUAAGGGAAAUAUAAUCCAAGCUGUUAGGAUGAAUGUCAGAGACCUGGAUGUCAUAAACAUUCCUCUGCUAGUAACCUCAGAAAUGCUACCUGCAUUUCGCUUUGUGGCCUACUACAUUUUGCCAUGGCAGUACAGGGCAGAAGUGGUGGCAGACUCUGUGUUUGUGGAUGUGGAGGACCGGUGUGUAGGUUCGCUUAGUGUUGGUCCAGUGGAGAGAGAAAAACUCAGUUCAUACUCACCAGGCAGCAGCAUUACACUUGAAGUAAAAGGAGACCCGGGGGCAAAGGUCAGCCUGGUUGCUGUGGAUAAUGCCAUCUUUCUGUUGAGUAAAAACCGUCUAACGCAGAAGAAGGUGUGGGAGGUGGUGAGUCAGGGAGAUAUGGGCUGCACCGCAGGAGGAGGCGGAAAUAAUAUGGCUGUUUUCAGUGACGCAGGACUGAUGUUUCAUUCCAGCACAGGGGGAUACACAGACUACAAAAAAGAUUGCUCCAGUAGAUCUAGAAGACGACGUUCUGCUGCCAAACUGCAGCUCAAAGAGCAACUGGAGAAGGUAUAUACGGAAGAGCUCCUGCAGAGAUGUUGUGUGGAUGGCAUGAGGGAGAUUCCCAUGCCAUAUUCCUGCUACCGUCGCUCCCUCUACAUCACCGAGGACUGGAGCUGCGUGUUGGCUUUCCUUCGCUGUUGCGCGGAGUACAGAGGGGAGGAGCUUGGUGUUGUUACCAGGCCUCCGCCAACCACCCCUCCACCAACCACCACGGACUACAGGUUUCACACAGUAUAUUUAGAGGAUCAUGUUUUUUUUCAUGUUCAUUCCAUGCCAAAGCUUUUUAGUCUUCCUGGGCGUAUGGGAUCUCCCAUGCUUGAAGCGCGAGAGGACAUUUAUGAUGAACACAUCGUAGAAGAAGAAGAAGAGGAGGAGGUGCAAAAGUUCGAGGAAGACGAUUUAGAUGAUUUAGAGGACAUUUACGUGCGUAGCAAGUUCUUUGAGUCAUGGCUGUGGACUGACAUUAGAUUACCCAGCGUUCCCAAGUCUAAUGGGUUGGCUGUGCUUCCAGUGAACACCGUUCUUCCUGACAGCAUCACUCAGUGGGGGUUUCUAGCCAUCAGUGCUUCACCUCAGACAGGUUUCUGUGUAGCUGAGCCGUAUAACGUCCGGUCGUCAAAGCCGUUCUUCAUAGACCUGCGGCUGCCUCACUCAGUGUCCAGAAAUGAACAUGUGGAAAUCAAAGCUGUGGUGCACAACUACAGGAACUCCAAACUGGAGGUCAUGGUGAUCCUGGAUAAGACAGAGGACAUGUGUAGCGUGGCAUUUAGCGGACAGCACAGACAGCAGGUCUCGGUACCGGCCAGCUCCUCCAAGCUGAUUUCAUACACCAUCAUCCCUCUUAAAACAGGAGAGCUCCCCUUGCAGGUCACUGCCGUCGCCGCCUCCGUCAUGGGACAGGAUGCAGUGAGGAAGAAUCUGCGUGUGGUAGUCGAAGGCAUCCAGACAAUUAAAGUGAGAAGCUUUGUGCUGAACCCCUCUGAGAAAGGAGACAGCGCUGGUAGACAGCAGAUAGAAGUGGAGAAGAUGCAGUUGGACGCCGUUGUGCCGAAAUCUCUGCCGGAGACAUUUGUUAACGUCAGAGGUGAUUUGCUGGCAGACAGCAUUGAUAACUCCAUUAAGGAGGACUCUCUGGCAGCGUUGAUCCGGAUGCCCGGCGGCUGUGUGGAGCAGAACCUGGCUAGAAUCACGCUGCCGCUCAUUGCCGCCCAUUACCUGGACCGCAGUGGAAACUGGGACGCAGUGGGAAUAGAUCGCAGAGAAGAGGCCAUCAAAUACAUCCAAAAAGGGUAUGAAAAUCAACUUAAUUACCGGAAAAGGGAUGAUUCAUAUCCUCCCUAUUCUAAAGAAGGCACCAGCACAUGGAUCACUGCAUAUGUGGUGAAGGUUUUCUCCAUGGCAAAAUCAUUUAUUAGCGUCGAUGAGAAGCAUCUGUGUGGCCCUCUGGUGUACCUGCUCAAGAACAAACAGCGUCCUGAUGGAUCCUUUCGGGAGGACAACCCUGUGUACGACACCAGUAUGACGGGAGGCCUGCAGGGCUCUGAAUCCAGAGUGUCUCUGACCGCAUUCGUGCUCAUUGCUUUGGCAGAGGCACAAAAUUCUGUUACCUGCCAAGAGCCAGACCUCGACAUACAGGACAAAUCCAGAAAAGCAGCAGUGUAUCUAAGAGAGCAUUUCCCCCGACUGACGAGGCCAUAUACAGCUGCUAUAGCAUGCUACGCUUUAGCUGUAUCCAACCACGGCUGCAUAAAGAGCAUGUUACUAAAAUUAGCUUCGCCUGAUCGUACCCACUGGCCUGACUCUAGUAAUUAUUUCUUCAAACUGGAAGCUACUGGUUACGCAUUGUUAGCGCUGAUCAAAGGUGGUCACAUGGAAGAUGCAGCCGCCCCUUUUCAAUGGCUGAACGAGAACCGUGGCAUUGGGGGCGGAUACGGCUCUACUCAGUCCACUAUGGUGGUGCUCCAGGCCCUGUCUGAUUACCUGGUGAAGAGGCCUCCUCCUGAUGACCUCAAUCUGUUGGUGCAGCUCAGUGUUCCUGGUCGUAGUGACGUACGCUGGACAUUCAAUCCAAAAAUGGCAUAUCAGGCCCGAUCUUCACGGGUUCCUCUUGACCAGAAAUUCACAGUGGAGGCUUCUGGGAAGGGCAAGGGAGUUUUGGAGGUAGUGACAGUGUACCACCAGCUUCCAGAUGUGUAUGAGAACAGCACGUGUAAUGGCUUUCAGAUGGACGUCUCCAUCGCUGAGACUAAUGAAAAAACCCCACCAGAUGUAGAAAAGUCAUACAGACUCAAUAUCAAUGUGAGGGCACUUGAGGGGCGUCAAGUAAGGAUGGUGAUUCUUGACAUCGGUCUGCCCACCGGCUUUGAGCCUGAAAAUUCAGAUUUAGAGAUGCUCACAAAUUCAGUGGAUCGCUACAUAAACAACUUCCAAGUGGUGGACAACCUGAGCGACAGAGGAUCCCUCAUAAUUCACCUGUUUAAGGUGUCCAGUACUCAGACAGACACAAUCUCGUUCAGACUGCAUCAGAAAUUUAAAGUGGGACUCCUUCAGCCUUCUACCGUCACAGUGUACCAGUACUACAACAAAGAUAAACGCUGUAGCAGGUUCUACUCUCCUCCCGAAGACAAACAGCAGCUUGAUCAGAUCUGCAAAGACAGUGUGUGCCGCUGCUCACAGGGUGACUGUUGUGUAAUGAAGCAAGACUCUGCAUCUUUUAGUAAAGACCAGCGAAAGGCCGCAGUAUGCGAUGGAUUACAUCACGCGUACAAGGUCAAACUGAUCAGCGUCAGCCAGAGUCACUACGACCAGUAUGAGAUGGAGAUUAUGGAGGUCAUGAAAGAGGGAACUGAGGAAGGGCUAACUGAGCAGGAAAGGAGGACGUUCCUCUCUCAUGCGAGCUGUAGGACAGGACUUGAUUUGAGAGAGGGACAGGACUAUCUGAUCAUUGGGCCCAUCACUGAUGUUUGGCAUGCAGGGAGCACGUCCAAAAAGUAUGUGUAUACGCUGGGUAAGGACACGUGGGUCGAGCGCUGGCCGUCCGAGUCUGAAUGCGGGGCUGGAUCCACACUGGAGGAGAAAUGCGGCGCACUGAAGAGCUUCGAGAAGGCAAUGACAGAAAGCGGCUGUCAGACUUGAGACAGAUGUUGGCAAAACUGGAUUUUGAGUCUGCGGCAUUUUACGAUGCAUUAAAAAACUAACUAAAAAAAUAUGCUAACCAUAUGCUAGCCAGUUAUUUACUGCUUCAUGUGAAACAGAAUGAUUGUAAUAACAAACUAAUAACCUGAGCUCCUAUUAUACUGUAUAUCAAAUAUAAAAGUGUUACAAAACUGU